Molecule: messenger RNA, 2022 nt
Organism: Andrographis paniculata
Lineage: Eukaryota; Viridiplantae; Streptophyta; Magnoliopsida; Lamiales; Acanthaceae
Exons: 2
Coding region: 660-1427 (255 amino acids)
Source: RefSeq, a predicted model, not a curated record
UCCGACUAAGUACAAAAAAUUCCAUGGUAAUCACACUUCAAAGAGCGUUCGCCCGGAACUCAUCGAAUUAAGGCUAUAUGAGAAAAUUUGGAAUCGAAAAGGAAAACACAAACAAAUAGGCCUAAUUGAAAGAAUUGUACUAAAGAAUUUUUCCUGUUCGUUUCCUGGUUUGAGAUUGCAAACCCAAAAUUGAUUCGUAAUUCCAUAAUUGAUAUGUUCCAUCGACGACACUACGAACAGUUUCAGCCAUCAUCUCCGGAAGCAACUAGGUCGACAACGGCGGCGGCUUUCCUCCGAUUCGGCAGCGGCGACUUCACCGGUCAUUUUCUCAGGUGACAGCGACCAGCAGAUCUGGAAAGCAGAGGCGGCGGUCAGCGACUUUGCUCCGAAUAACAGUGGUGUACUCCGAAACGACGACUGCUCCUCCUCCGGCGAAUCACUCGGCGAUGGUAACCAACAGCUCCUCUGCCGAUCCUGCACCAGUGAAAACGGAUCUCUUCUCCGGCCACGAAUAGACCCCAAUAUGUUAAAAGUUCUAAAGCAUAAAGUCGCAUUUCUAAAGUUGUAUUCUUCUUUUUCUUAUAACAACUUUUUCUUUAGUCUGUAACUAAGCCUAUAUAAGGCAGUUUCUUUCCUCAAUAAAAACAGAUUUUUUACUUAUGCUGUUAUGCUUCUUAUUUCGAUUUCAUCGUGGUAUCAGAGCAAUAAUCCCUAAUCCCUUUCAAAAAUUUCUCCUCACUCGCACUAGGUUUGGCAUUCCAAUCGUGUUAAGAUGGCCAACAAUGAUGAAAUUAGAGCAGCGGUCGCUCCAGUGUUUGGAAAUUUCGGAGCGUCUGGUUCUGUUUAUUGUUCGAGAUGACUUUCUUCUCCAUGGUUCAGAUCAUCUUGGUAUGAUGCUUGUUACUACACCGUUUGAUGGUUCAAACUUCCUUGAUAGGCGAACUGCUAUUGAAGACGCCUUAAUUGCAAAGUCUAAAAUCGGUUUUAUUGAUGGUACAAUACCGAUUCCUGAAGAAACUCACUGGAAUUGGAAUUUACACAGUAGAGAAGAGCUGAAGGACCUAACUAAUCAUGCAACUCUAUUGGCUAGGAAGCUGACUAAGCACCUAUAUGAGUAUGUGUCUAGUUCUACUGAUGAUAAAGUUUCUUUGGAAUUUGCUGCUAGCAUUGUAACUACUGUGAGUACUAAUAAUAAUCUAUGGCAUAAAAGACUUGGUCACCCUUCACUUGGAGCAAUGAAACAUAUUCCUGUUUGUACCUCACUUGCCAAUUUACAUAAACAUUGUGAUAUUUGUUUUCGCUCUAAGUUUCACAGAUUGAGUUUUGAGAAAAACGACUCAUGCUCCUUUAAGCCUUUUGAACUAUUGCAUGUUGAUGUUUGGGGACCGUAUGGCACCAUUAGUAUAUUAGGGCUCGAUAUUUUCUAACUUUGGUUGAUGAUGAUUACUCUAGAUGCACUUGGAUCUAUCUUAUGCAAUGUAAAAGUGAAAUAGUAGGCCUUUUGAAAAUGUUUGCAGCUCUUGUCCAGAAUCAAUAUAAUUGCAGAAUAAAUGUUCUUAGAAUGGUUCAAAAUUUUUGAAUUCUGCUUGCAAGUCUCUAUUUCAUGGGCACUGAUGAUGCAUUGUGCGAGCCUCACGAGGAAAAUAUAGAUCAGGAACUUUCUUCCAAUUCAUCUCCUCUAGUUCUGCGGAGGUCACUGAGAGUAACAAAACCUCCUAGAAAAUUUGCGGACUAUGACUGCUCCUAUGUCGUUUCUUAUGUUCCAGCCUCUAAUCUAAAUGACAAGUCUUCAUCUUAUAAUCAAGCUAAACUUCAUGCUCAUUGGGUUUAAGCCAUGGUUAAAAAGUUAGAUGCCUUAGAAAAAAAUCACGCCUAGAUAGUUAUCACACUUCCAUAUAAACUGCUAUUGGUUGUAAAUGGGUAUUUCGAACAAAGUUUAAUUUUGAUGAGACUGUCAAUCGCUUUAAAGCGCACUUGGUUGCCAAGGGAUAUCAUCAGGUUUAUGGCGUUGAUUAUAGUGAA